AUGAAUAUCGAUGAAGAUAUUAAUCCAUUUGCUGAUCCAUCAAUUCAGCAAGCAACACAGCAGACAUUUACAAAUCAACAAACACUCAAUGAUUAUAAUCCAUUCGGGAAUACAACUGUUGGAUCAAAAGUACAGUUGAUUGAACCAACACAAAUAAAUGCAACACCUUCUUUGCCAGCUAGUCAACAACCGCCGGCAUAUGCAACAGCAACAAUACCUAAUACGAUUCCACAAACAACUCGUGUUGAUCUUACUCAGCUUGAACGACAACAAGCAGAACUUGAACAACGUGAAAAACGUCUUAUGGAACGUGAACGUGAAUUAAGAAAUUCACAAGUUACACGUAAAUGA
This is a messenger RNA of Adineta steineri, 351 nucleotides long. The record is from the annotation of a GenBank genome assembly. Lineage: Eukaryota; Metazoa; Rotifera; Eurotatoria; Adinetida; Adinetidae.